GAUGGAUGCUGGAGUUUUUCUAAUCUUGUAGAUGUAGAGCUAGUGUAGUUUUUGCUACCUAAGAGUGCGCCACGCUUUUUUUUUACGUUGGUUCGGUUCGUUUGGUGCGAGUCGAAAGUGAGUGAGUGUGUGUGUGCGUCUGUCGUAUAUGUCUGCAUGUGCGUCGACGGCGUCGUCGUCCAUCCCCACCACCUCCGUCGACACUCUGCUCACCACGUCUCUCUCUCUCACACGAUCGACACCCAUACACUCUCGCUCCACGUAUACGUAUACAUACGUACACACGAACACAUGAGCACACUCUCCGGCGGAGUGAGAGCAUACAUACGAACCGCAGGAACUUUGGGAAUCGAGUGUGUGUGUGAGUGCGCGCCCGCACCGUCGUCUUGUGUGUUGUGUGCACCUUAAAACACAUGUGACUCGUAUUUAUUUACUCUUUUUUUUAUGUAACGCGCCUCCACCGAUUCUCUCAAAUCAACCAAGUUUUUUCCAAAAAGUUCACCAAGUGUUUUCCCCUUACGUAUUAGUUUUUUAUUUAUAAAUUUAAAAAAAAUAAAUAAAUACAAAACAUUUUCGAAUUAGUUUGUUGCGAAUGCUCGAAACAAAGGACCCAAAGUGCACAUGUUACUGUAACCAAACCAAAUGUGUUAGUGGAACGAAGUUGUUUUUUUUUUAUUAUUUUUUUGGUUUGUCCAAGUUAUUUAUUUUUUUGUUGGACCUGCUUUUGUGUUCUACCGUAAAAUAAAAAAGAGAAUAGAAAUUGGAGAAUCAUCGUCAUCAUCGAUCUAAAAGUCCGAUAAGCUGGAGGGUCGAAUGGAAUGCCGGACAGGGGGGUUGGAAUUUCAACCCUCGCCGAUGUUGCUGGAAAACAACACCAACUACUCCCACCUGCAGCGGUCUAUAGACACGCUCCGCAGCCUGGGGGAUAGAUUGGGAGAGCGGAACGUCGACCUACGGUUGAAUCUGCAUCAGGACCUCAGGAACAACGAGCUGCGAGCGGACAGGUCUCUGGCGAACAUGAACACCGCUUCCUUGGUCGAUAGGCAGAACAACCUGAAUAUGGACAGGUACGGCUUGGAGUUGAAUCUUAGCCUGAGCGCGGAUCGUCUGAGCAACGACCGUGGACAUCUCCUGCAGGAACGUAAUUUGAAUCUGGAGAGGCUGAUGAACGAGAGGAACGAACGUAUGAACAUGGACCACCACCUCGAGCGGCUCAACCUGGAGCGAUCGCUCACGCAGAGCGACAGGCCUCUGACGGAUAGGAAUUUGAAUAAUCUGGAACCACCUCCUCACCAUCGCAUGAACCUCGACGGAAGAAACAACGUGGACGCGCGGCACGACCGUCUCCGGGUUGGUCUGGAACCGCCGCCUCCACCGACGCACGAAGCCCCCCGACCCGACCAUCCCGACCACAAGUAUCGGGAGUACAAACCGCACUUGGACACACUUAGGAAUACGACGGAAAGUUCAAGGUCGCUCGAGGGCGGCCGCAACGACGACGACAGGGGAAACUCGACCACGCCGCCCACCCCCAUCUCAGUCGGAGAAAAUUUCCAAGACGAAAAGGUGUUCGGAUCUAAGGCGGAGCUGCAGCUUCACACGCAGGCACACAUGAGGGAGGCGAAGCCGUACAAGUGUUCGCAAUGUUGUAAAGCCUUCGCAAACAGCUCUUACCUGUCGCAGCAUACGCGCAUCCAUCUGGGCAUUAAACCUUAUAGGUGCGAGAUCUGCCAGAGGAAGUUCACGCAGCUUUCGCAUCUGCAGCAGCACAUCAGGACGCACACCGGGGACAAGCCUUACAAGUGCAGGCACCCAGGUUGCCAGAAGGCCUUCUCGCAGUUGAGCAACUUGCAGUCGCAUUCCCGCUGCCAUCAGACGGAUAAGCCGUACAAGUGCAACUCCUGCUACAAGUGCUUCAGCGAUGAGCCGUCUCUGCUCGAGCACAUUCCCAAGCACAAGGAGAGCAAGCACCUGAAGACGCACAUCUGCCAGUACUGUGGAAAGAGCUACACGCAGGAGACGUACCUCAGCAAGCACAUGCAGAAGCACGCCGAGAGGACGGACAAGAGGCCACCGAUUGGCGCUGGAUUAGGUUUGAAUGCGAGAGGUCUCGAUCAUCCUUACUGGCCGAAGGUGUCUCCGGAUAGCGCUGCCGCAGAGAACAUGCACGAGUAUCCCACGGACAUCCCCAGACAGAUCCUCGAGCAGAACGAGGAUCUGGUGAUAAUCAGGCAGCAGCUGAGCCAGAAUCCUCCGGCUCCGCCGAGCACCCCGAACGCCGCGAACCUCCCCAACAGCUACGACACCACGAUCUCAAAGAGCAACGCCAAUUCGGCGUUCACACCCAUCAACUCGAUGUCCGGCCACCUGAACCAUCUGAACCAUCAGCUGGCGCCGAACAGGCCGUACAUCUACGACGCGCUCAGCUUCCAGAAGCAGAACAGCCUCGACCUGCCCAAGACGCAGCCGAGCAACGGCUUCCCCAACCAGCUGAUCAGCCUCCACCAGAUCAGGAACUACGCGCAUCAACCCAACUCUAGUUUAAUGGAACAUUCCCUGCUCGGUCUCAAAGACAAGUAAACCUACAACAACAACAACAAAAAUAACACACACUUAAGAGAACAACAACAACGGCAAGGAUCCAACGCGCCAAAGACAACCACGACAAUAUCCGCCGCCCGCAAAUAGCAUAUAAAUAAAUAUAUAUAUAAA
Nicrophorus vespilloides is the source of this 2712-nucleotide messenger RNA. Its product is annotated as zinc finger protein rotund. Gene Ontology annotation, molecular function: DNA-binding transcription repressor activity, RNA polymerase II-specific; RNA polymerase II cis-regulatory region sequence-specific DNA binding. The transcript has 4 exons. The coding region runs from base 814 to 2580 and encodes 588 amino acids. Gene Ontology annotation, biological process: negative regulation of transcription by RNA polymerase II; central nervous system development. The record is from RefSeq and is a predicted model, not a curated record. Gene Ontology annotation, cellular component: nucleus. NCBI's taxonomy places the organism in Eukaryota, Metazoa, Arthropoda, Insecta, Coleoptera, Silphidae.